GUGAGUGUUGAUACCUGCGCAGUGCGCAUUUCCCGUUUUAUAAACUUCGGUGCCUGCGUCAGUCAUCAAGAUUGGAGUGUUUAAGUUUUUCGUCUGUUAAUUAUAUUUGUGAAAAAAAUUGUAACACCAGUACUUGUUCACAAAAGUAUGUUUAAAUUAUAAAAAGUAGUUAACUUGACCUUACUACAUAAAGCGACUAAACGAAAUAACUAUUGUGAUGUGAUGAGGUGUUUCACUAUCGGUGCCGUCAAAAAGUUUUGAAAGUUGUUCAACUUUUUAUAUUUGAAAUAAGUGUUUGUGUUUUAUAAAAUGUGUGAAUAUUGGCAUGUGAUUCAAAUUGAAAAUUCGUUUUUGAAUGUUUGUGAAGAUAGUAUGGUGUAAAUAACUACUACACCAAUUGCUGUUCUCCAGAUAAUAUUCGACCAAUUCCAGUAGCGCAGUGCUUGAUGCGGUGACAGGAUGGACGCGGCGGACAAGCGGAUGUUGGAUCGCGAGGCGCUCCGCAACAUGAUCCAGCAGUGGAACGCCAACCGCCUCGACCUGUUCGAACUCAGUGAGCCCAACGAGAACUUGGAGUUCCAUGGUGUUAUGCGUUUCUACUUCCAAGAUUCGGGUCAGAAGAUAGCGACUAAAUGCAUCCGCGUCGCCUCAGACGCUACUGUCAGCGAUGUUAUUGAAACGUUGAUCGAGAAGUUUCGUCCGGACAUGCGUAUGCUGUCCCUCGGCUCGUACUCGCUGUGGGAGACGCACGGGCCGGACGACGAGCGCAAGUUGGAGCCGCACGAGAAGCCUCUGCUCGUGCAGCUCAACUGGCACGCGGACGACCGCGAGGGACGGUUCCUACUCAAGUGCCUUACUAACAACGAGCUACCGUUGUCGACUGUGAACGAAAAAGCUGAUCAAAACUUCAAACGAAAAUUAUCGAAACGCGAAAAGAAAGAGUUGAAGAAAAAGGAAAAAUUGUCACGUUUAAAAUCUGACACCAACGAUGAAAAUCGACCUGUUGCAGAAAAACUAUACACAGAGCUGCCGGAGACGUCGUUCACGCGCAGCAUCAGCAACCCCGAGGCCGUCAUGCGGCGCCGCCGGCAGCAGAAGCUCGAGCGCAAGCUGCAGCAGUUCCGCUCCAAGGACGGCGGGCCCGACACCGGCGGCACGCUGAAGAUCUACGGCUCGUCGCUGUGCGCGGACGUGCCGUACAAGACGCUGCUGCUGUCGGUGGGCGACACGGCGGCCGGCGUGCUGCGCGAGAUGCUGGACAAGUACGGCCUGGCGCGCCACGAGCCGCAGCACUACUGCAUCGUGCAGGUGGACACAGCGGACAACUCGGAAUAUAUCCUGGAAGACGACGAGUGUCCUCUCGCCAUUGUGAUGACGCAUCCCCACCGCAGUUCCAUCAUGUUCCACGUCCGACGGCGACCAUCGGACGCGCAGCCUCGCCGUCGGAAGAAGAAGACAGGCGUAGGCACGGGCAGCGCGCGGCCGGGCAGCGAGCCCAUGCUGUUGGAGGUGGCGCCCGACGGCUCCACGCUGGAGAACGGCCGUCGAAUACGCGUCACUGAUGUCAUUGAGGUCGGCUCAGGAAAUGGUACAGCACUACAGCUGUACGGUCCCUCGAUUCAGCCGCGACACUGCGUGGUGGCCACGGCGGAGGGAGGCGGUUACACCGUCACGCCGCUGCAUACGGAUGCGCAUGUUUACGUUAAUGGACGGCGUACGUUGCACUCCCAGCGAUUACAGCACGGCUGCUUGCUCAAGUUUGGUCGAGUGUCGACCUUCCGCUUCGUGGAUCCAGCUCAAGAAAAUAUCAUGAACAGGAACCUUUCACAGUCGCAGCACUUCGGCUCCGGCUCCAUAUACGACAGAUCGCCGUCGGGCGAGAACAGCGGAGCGAUGUCUCCGACGUCGCUGGCCUCCCACCAGCCGGACGGGUUAGACUCCAACGCUAACGUGAACGACGCGGACUACCCGCGGACCAUUAGCCCCGUCUCCCACGACACGUACGGCUACAACGCCAACGACACCAUCACGCCCUAUAACAACAACACGCUCAAGUUGGACAACGAGUCGCUCAUGAUGUCGCAGCAUCUGAGUGACUCGAAGGACGACUACAUACGGGACGAGCACUCGGGCUCGGUGUACAACGAGCAGGACCAGAGCGCGCCCGCGAACCGCGUCCCCAACUCGCAGUACAAGGACAACUACGAGACCACGUUCGAUCUCGAAGGCAACGUCGAGACGAAGAGCAUCUGUAGUGCUAAAAGUGGGGGAUCGGGACACGACAACAGGAGCGCAGUGCUGGGCGCGCGCGGCCAGGAGGCCAUCCUGCCGGCGGUGCUGGAGUUCCCCGAGGCGGGGCAGGCGCAGUUCCUGGCCGCCGUCGUCUCGCGCCUCGACCCGCACGCGCCCGCCUUCAAGCUGGCGCCCGUCUACACGCUGUACCUGUGCGCCAGAUAUCGGGCUUCAACACACUAUCGGCCGGAGCUGACGCCGACCGAGCGCGCUCACAAGCUCACCGCAUUCUUACAUCACGUCGCUACUCUCAUCCACGCUACCGUACAGGAACGGUGUACGGAUUCGGCUGCACAGGCGUUUUGGAUGGCGAACGCUAGCGAACUUUUACAUUUCCUAAAAUGUGAUCGACACAUUUCAUCAUUUUCCACACAGGCUCAGGACCUGCUACCGACGACCGUCCAGAACGCUUUUAGCAAUCUAGUAUCGUGCUUCCAAGAGGAGCUGUCGCGCGCGCUGGCCGAGCUGACGGAGGCGGGCGCGGCCGACGCCACGGAGGCCACGGCGCCCACGCUGCAGGCGCUGGCGGCCGCCAUGGUGCUGCUGCGUCGCUGUCGCGUCAACGCCGCGCUCACCAUACAGCUCUUCUCGCACCUCUUCCACUACAUCAAUGCCGUCUGCUUCAAUAAGUUGGUGACAGAGGCGGGCUCGGUGAGCGCCCGCUGGGGGGCGGCGCUGUCGGCGCGCCUGGCGCUGGUGGCCGCCUGGGCCGAGCGACAGGGCCUCGAGCUGGCCGCCGACUGCCACCUCGCCCGGACGCACCAGGCGGCUCGCCUGAUCGCCGGCUCGUACCGCAGCGCGGAGGAGGUGUGCGGCGCGCUGGGGGCGUGCUUCAAGCUCAACUCCGUGCAGGUGCGCGCGCUGCUGGCGCCGCUGCUGCCGCCAGACCUGGUGGACGCCGCCGCCGCGCACGCGCGCGCCCGCGCCGACGAGCUGUACCGCGCCGACGGCCGAGAGAUCGCGCUGGAGGAGAGCGUGUGGCUGGGCGCGGCGCUGCUGAUCCCGGGCGACGGGUUCAGCGCCGAGGUGGUGCGCGGCGUGCCGCCCGGCCUGGCCGAGUUCGUGGCGCCGCUGCAGCGCGGCGGGCUGUGCCGCCUGGCGCACCAGCCGCACGCGCUGGGCCUGUGGACGGUGUACAUGCACGGCUACGGCGCGCCGCCCGCGCACCAGCCGCCCGACGGCCACCCGCGCGUGCACAUCGUGCAGCUGCACAAGAACACCAACGGCAUGGGGCUCAGCAUCGUCGCCGCUAAGGGCGCGGGUCAAAGCAAGCUCGGCAUAUACAUAAAAUCCGUGGUGCCGGGCGGGGCGGCGGCGGCAGACGGGCGGCUGGCGGCUGGCGACCAGCUGCUGUCCGUGGACGGACACUCGCUCGUGGGGAUCACGCAGGAAAAGGCCGCAGAGUAUUUAAUGCGGACGGGACCAACUGUAACACUCGAAGUUGCGAAGCAAGGCGCUGUACUCCACGGGCUAGCGACACUGCUACACCAACCGACCUACAAUCAGCGUCAAGGCGCAGGCGCGGGCCCCGCGGCGCGGCGCGCGUCGGAGCGCGACCUGCCGGCGCGGCUGGCGGCCGAGCGCGUGCAGCCCAGCAAGAGCACGCCCGCGCUGCACCACGCGCCCGCCGCGCCCGCCGCGCCCGCCGCGCCCCCGCCCGGCGGCAACGUGUCGACGCUGAGUGGCGGCGCGAGCGGUGCGUGGGCGCACAAGUCUCGCAGCAGUCACAACCUGUCCGCGCAGAGCGACUCCUUCUAUCAGAACCUGUCGACGAUGCACGCGCAUCAGCAUCAUCCGCUUCAGGACAGAUGGUCGUCACUUCGUAGCUCGACCGGCAGCGGGCGACCUCAAUCGGCACAUUUUUCUGCGAACAGUGCCGAUCAACCGAAUGAAGCUGGAAAUACAUUACAACAUCAAGCUAACUCUGCAAAUGCAGCGAACGCAAGAGCAGCUAAACUAGCUGAAAUGUCUGAAGAAGUAACAAGACGUCAACAGCAUCAACAACAAUUCCAACAACAGCAAUUUCAACAGCAACAACAAUUACAACAUUUACAUCAGCAGCAGCAGCAUCAACAGCAACAACAGAUGCAAGCUCAACAUAAGGCUAAUGUUCCCCACCAUCUCAUGAACACACAGCAGAACCAAGUGCAAAUGCAUUUACAUGCAAGUCCGCAAUCGAACUUAGGACCAAUGCAUGUGCACGCAAGUCCGCUGCCGAAUCAGAGCCCCAUGCACGUGCAUCCAAACCAGCAGUCGAGCCAAGGUCCCAUGCACGUGCAUACAAACACGCAUUACGGCCCGCAGCAUAAUUCGCCCCAACUGCCGCAAGGAAUGCAUCUAAAUAUGCACACGCAGUACAUGCACACACAGACACCAGCACAGGCGAAUAAUCAAGUCUAUCAGAAUCAGAACCAGCAGUCACAAAGGUAUGAUUGGUAUCCGCCGGGUCCACCGUCGCCGCAGCGAUCACAGCCGCCCGUCGCGCCGAAGCCUAAUUCACAGGCAACAAGAAGAUCAGAAACAGACUAUGACGAACAAUACCAUCAACAUACACAUCAGAUGCAACAGACUUCAACUAUUCUGCCCGAUGACGAACGUUACGUAGCCAGCGCAUCCGAGCCUCCUGCAGUGUCAGUGUACCCGGUGGGCGGCGGGGGGGGCGGCGCGGGGGGCGGCGCGCGCACCCAGCCCGCGCACAACCCGUGGCAGAGGGAGGAGCGCGAGCGGCAAGCGGAGGCGCGUCGUGCAGCUAACCGGGCGCGCAGAGACGCGACAAUCGCGCAACUAGUGGCUCUAGGAGCGACACGCACGCCGGUACAAAAUCAGCAACUACGUGCGCUGCAGCUCGAGCGAGACUUCGAGCGUCGCGCGACUCAGCACCAGGACGAUUGUAUAGGGGCAGAGGGCGGCGCUGAGGAAGAAAGUCCUUCUUCCGAGCCGGAGCAAGAAAUAGAACCCGAGCCGGAAGUUCGGCAACCUCCGCCGCCCAAGUCUAUUCUCAAAACGAAUACGCGAACGGAGCUCACUAACGGAUAUACUAUGCACACAAGCGUGAGCGAGGAGUCCCGCAUAUCGGAAGUUUGCAGCGGCGUGGCCAACGUGUCCGUGUCGAGCGCCAGCACCGGCACCGCCGCCGCUGUCGCGGGGGCCAACCCGCCGCCGCCGCCCGAGCGCGGCUCGUCGUUCGCGGUGAUGGCGGGCCGCCGCCUCGAGCCGUCGCACGCCCCCCUCCCCGCCAACCCGCCCCACCCCGCGCAGCCCCCGCACCCGCCGCACCACCACGAGCCCGCUGCCGCCCCGCCGCCGCAGUCCCCAGUGAGCGGCGCGCGGGACAAGCGCGUGUCGUUCCACGAGCGCGCCGCGGCGGACGCCCCCGCCGCCCCCGCCGCGCCCCCCGCGCCGCCCGCCUGCUCGCCGCCGCCGCUCGACCCGCCCGCCGCCCGGGAGGACCCCGACCGCUUCAUCGAGGAGGCGGAGAGCAUGCUGGCGCCGGCGACGCACACGCCGGGCGUGAUCGGCGCGCAGGAGGUGUACCGCGACCCGCGCGCGCGCCGCCUGGCCGAGGCGCAGGCGCGCGCCGCGCCGCCGCCCGUGCCCGAGCAGCUCUCCUUCAAGGAGAAGAUGAAGAUGUUCGCGCUCGAGUCCGGCGAGGCCUCCACGCCCAAGGAUAAGGUGAAAAUAUCAAGGGCGCAACGAGACAUUGAUGCUGUUCGUUAAAUUGUAAAUUGAAAUUAUUAUUUUUUUGCAUCCAUUUUCUAUUCUAUGAUGUGUAAGAGUAGCGUUGAAGCGUCCUCGAUCGUGUUACAGCCGUGAAGUGCGUGUGGGACGCGAAGAUACUAGAAAUAUUUAAUAAAAUUAAUGACGAAGAAUCUUGUCAAUAUAUCGAUUUCUAUUAAUAUUAAAAGAAGGAAGACCGACGGACAGCGGUACUCGGUAUCGCGUAUGGAAAUAAUAUUGGUAUUAUUAAAUGAUAUAACGAUUAUAAAAUAUCAGUAUUACUACAAUGGUUUAAAAAAAAGUAGUAAUAGAAAUUUAUUCUUUGAUUUAUGAUUGAUAUAAAUGGCAAUGAUUACGGACCAGAGAGAGCUUUUAUAUUUUGGAAGUUAUUCCGCAAGUACCGUUUACAAAUAUCGGCACCAAUUUAUAUGUCCAACAUAGAGUUAAGUCGGGUUUCAUAGAAAUAUAUUUUAUAACAGGGAUUUUGAUUGGUAAUUCAAUGUGUCGCCUUAGCAGCUAGUGCAAUGUUUUACAAUGAUUUUAUAGCAUCUACCAUUUUAUAUAGAAAUUAUUUCAUUAUAUUCGAAAUUUAGAAAAUUAUAUUUAAUUCGAUUUUUGAAAAUGUUGAUGGCACAGUAAAUAUAUUAUUAUGCAGAAAAAUAAAUGUCAAAUUUUCCGUGUGCCAUUAUUAAGAUGUUAAUUAUUAUAAAUAUUUUAUAUGUAUGACGCUCUCCUCAGAAAGGACCAAUAUUAAUUACACUAGAAAUCAGUGGGUGCCUUUGUGUGUUUUAGUAAGUAAUCGAUUAUAUAUCGCAGGCUUGCGGCGAAUGUUCGAUCAGCUUUUGAAAUGUUUUUGAUUUUUUUCAUAAAUUAAUUUGUUCGAGAUUUCAUCUCUAUAAACUUUACCAUGAAUUAGUAAUUAUUCGGUCUAUAGAAUAAAAGUUGAAUUUUACCGACCGUUCCGUUGCAAGCCUCGUUUACUCCUUUCCUUAAAUAUAUUCUAUAUUCUAACAAUUAAUCUUCGUUACAUUCCAAAGAAUGAUUCUAAUCUUUCUAUGAAGCAUUAUCUUUUUAUGAAGCAUUCCUUGACACAUCCUACAUUGUACUGCGAUGUGUGCGACAUCACAUAAAUGUCUGAAAUUAUUCUGUAUGUUCUAAUUGUUAAUAUUCAAAUCGUAAGCAAUAAAUGUGGGCCUUCUGUAUAUACAGGUUAUUUAAGAAUUAUUAUGUGAAGCACAUUUUGUGCCAAAUUUUUACACAGGCGGUAAAUAUAUAAUUGGCGUAACCGAUACAUGGCAGCUUCACAAAAUACACAGGUCACAAUUUCAUUGUUGCUCUUCGUGUAGCUAAAUAAUUGUCGGGUUUAUCUCAUUGCGGCACCUAUUUAUUGUAUAUAAUAUAGUUUGUAAGAUACUAUCAUUGUUUUGAGGUUUUUGUACACCCGUUGUAUAUGUUAAAGUUUAUUUAAAAAUACAAUUAUAUCGAAACGUUAACGUAUAAAUUGUAGAAAGUACGAGGCCUCUAUGAACGUAGUGUUUAGCUUAGUAACUGGGAAACGUUGCGUUCUCAGUAUUUCACCCAACGAUAGUCAAUUAGCAAGAUUAAAUAUUUUAUAGAAUUGUUUCGGCUAGCAUGUACAUAAUGAUAUCCAAGAGGGCAGAGUCGUUUGCUCUGUGUUUAACGUGGCCUAUAAAAUAUGUCAAAAUAUUGUAACUGAAAUACUUCUUACAGAAAUUGAUUGUUUUGCUGCUGAUAGCAAUUAUUAUACCUACAUUAUUAAUAGAAACUUUAAAUUAAAUAAAUAAAUUAACAAUCGA
Molecule: messenger RNA, 7826 nt
Organism: Nymphalis io (European peacock)
Lineage: Eukaryota; Metazoa; Arthropoda; Insecta; Lepidoptera; Nymphalidae
Gene: cno
Product: afadin
Exons: 35
Coding region: 460-6009 (1849 amino acids)
Biological process (GO): signal transduction; regulation of protein localization
Cellular component (GO): adherens junction
Molecular function (GO): cell adhesion molecule binding
Source: RefSeq, a predicted model, not a curated record